Molecule: messenger RNA, 384 nt
Organism: Mesocestoides corti
Lineage: Eukaryota; Metazoa; Platyhelminthes; Cestoda; Cyclophyllidea; Mesocestoididae
Source: the annotation of a GenBank genome assembly
AUGGGUGACAAUGCCAUAUCACAAUUAUUGAAGGCCCUCCUCUACCUCAUUGAAAAUCCAAAUUCAAAAUCAGCGAACAACUCAUUUGGAUACCUGGAGAACAGGGACCUGUUGACAAAGAAGACGAUGCGGCUGUUGGCAGGUCUGCCUGUAAAUGGCCAACAGUUUGCUCCGAACCAGGCAUGGUGCGAGUGGGCAGAGGCCAACGGAUGCCUUCCAGUAUCUGUCAAUGAGCACAACAAUGCCGCCGAUGUAGUUGUUUCCACAACUGAAGUAGAUGAUGUGGAUUGUCUGGUGGGGUUUCGCUUGAAUCCAAAUCUGGAAUUAUUUGCCUGUGUCUACGAGAGCACCACGACUGCAGAAGAAGAACAGAUUGUCCAAUAA